Molecule: messenger RNA, 900 nt
Organism: Mycena indigotica
Lineage: Eukaryota; Fungi; Basidiomycota; Agaricomycetes; Agaricales; Mycenaceae
Product: DUF1768 domain-containing protein
Exons: 4
Coding region: 1-900 (299 amino acids)
Source: RefSeq, a predicted model, not a curated record
AUGCAGUCUCCAACACCCAUAAUCGUCACUAGAACGUCGUCUAAAACCACCAUGGUCUCUCCCUGGGACUCUCCGGAGCCAUCACCCACUUCCCCCAACGCUACCUCGCCGAUGCAUUAUCGCAUUGAGCAGCGACGGUCCAUUUAUGUCACCACCGAUGUUCUUCCCUCGCAGUGGGACACCGCCCAACUCAACAACCUGCUUGACAUUGGCGAAACGAUUGCUGAGCAGGCUCCAUCGCGCGACAUCCGAAUUCGUUUGACCCGUUCAAUGCCUGAACGACCAGUGUUGUUUUAUCCAGAACUAGAGGCCAAAGCACCGACAGAAAUUGUCGAACAACCAAAGCGGGCCACCGCAUACCGUGCCAGAGAUUCGGUAGCUUUAAGCCCAAAGUCGCCAGUCAUUUCUCCUCCUAUUCGUCGAAGUGGUGGAUCGCCUCGUACCCCAACGCGCACCCGCAUUCUUUUCUACCACAAGACGGACCCACACUACGGCUUCACCAACUUCUCUGCCCAUCCGGUUUUCUACGACAAUAAACGGUAUCCCACCAGUGAACAUCUCUUCCAGUCUUUCAAGUUCAUGCCCCACCGUCCCAAGCUUGCUGAGCACAUCAGAACUUGCUCAGAACGUCCCAGUGUCGCCUUUUCCGAAGCUCGUCGAUUUGCACCCGAGGUCCGCUCGGAUUGGAAGGAUGUUAACAUCCAAAUGAUGGACAUCGCACUAUGGCACAAGUUUACUCAGCACGAAAGCUUGAAGAAAGAGCUCCUUGCGACUGACGACGCGGAAUUGAUUGAGGACAGUGACAAGGACGCCUUCUGGGGUAUCGGUGCGGACCGGAAAGGACGGAACGAGCUGGGGAAAGCAUUGGAAAGGCUCCGGACCAAGCUCCGGGGUUACUGA